CGGCAGCCCCCUGGCCGGCGCGGAGGGGCCGCCUCGCUUCUGCCCCAGCUGCCAGGCACUGCAGCCGCCGGCGGCGCGGCCUGACCUCUUCCGCCUGAUGGACUGUGACCGCUCCUUCCGCAUCGACGCGCAGCGGCUGCAGCGGCGGUUCCGGAGCCUGCAGCGCGCCGUUCACCCCGACCGCUUCGGGCAGAGGCCGCUGGAAGAACAGUGCUACUCCCAGCAACACUCCUCCCUCAUCAACAAGGCCUACCAAACCCUCCUGAACCCCCUGAGCCGCGGCCUCUACCUACUGGAGCUGAAGGGAGUGGAGCCGGCACAAGAGACAGACUCUGACGCAGACUCGGCCUUUCUCAUGGAAAUCAUGGAAAUUAAUGAGAAAUUAGCUGAGCCUAAAAAUGCAGAUAGCCUUGAAGAAAUCGAAACGUUAAUUAAAGUUAAACAAGAAGAACUGACCAAAGAGGUGACUGCAGCUUUUGAAAGAGAUGAUCUUCAAGAAGCGAAGAAGCUUCUAGCCAAAAUGAAAUAUUUUGCAAACUUAGAAGAUAAACUGAAGAACAAGAAGAUCCCUUCCUGAUACUGCCUCCUUUCCCGUUAAGAGUUAAUGGUGUUUUCAAUUAAACAACUGAUUUAGUUACCAAAAUCAGAAGAAUGGUGUUUGCUUCCUGCCUUUUCAUUAAAAGCUUUAAUUCUGAGAGAAGGAAGAUGAACGUAAAACAAAUCCAGUGGUUACUGGAGCACUUAUUGAGUACCAGAUGGAACCAGGAAUUGCUUCCAACCAGGAAGAGCUGUACUGGGUAAGGUAGGACUGUCCCUGCAGUUACAGGCAUCAAAACGAGUAUCAGAGAGGCACAAAACCACCAUAUGUAAUUAUGAUUUCUUACUUUUGGACUACUAAAAUAUGAAUAAUUUAUCUGAAAUUGAGAAAGAGCCCUGGACAAAAUGUUGGAGAUAAGCAGAAAGCUCAUUCAAGCUCUCUGUGGUCUCCCUGUGCGCAUUCGGUCAGGCCAGCUGGAAAAAUCUUUAAAGGUAAAUAAAAUAUAUUUAAUUCCAAUCAUCUGUGCUCUCUGCUGCUUGGUGCUUGUUGGGAUGUUGAACUUGGUCUGCCAGGAACUGACCUUUUGAAACUAGAGGAGGUUUUACCCUGUUGCACAGUUUAAAAUGUUGAGAUGACAUGUCAGGGCAAACAAAUAAACCCAAACUCAAA
Molecule: messenger RNA, 1207 nt
Organism: Calidris pugnax (ruff)
Lineage: Eukaryota; Metazoa; Chordata; Aves; Charadriiformes; Scolopacidae
Gene: HSCB
Product: HscB mitochondrial iron-sulfur cluster co-chaperone
Exons: 6
Coding region: 98-577 (159 amino acids)
Biological process (GO): protein complex oligomerization; [2Fe-2S] cluster assembly
Cellular component (GO): mitochondrion
Molecular function (GO): ATPase activator activity; protein-folding chaperone binding
Source: RefSeq, a predicted model, not a curated record